Messenger RNA from Knipowitschia caucasica, 207 nucleotides. Lineage: Eukaryota; Metazoa; Chordata; Actinopteri; Gobiiformes; Gobiidae. The record is from the annotation of a GenBank genome assembly.
AUGUCCUGCUCUCGGCACCCCAGCACCUUUCCUGCCCACUGCCGCGCUGCGCAACAAGGGUUUGAUUUGUAUCCCAAAAUAUGUGCACCGGGGGAGCGACUGUACAAUGAGCUGCCCCAAAGCCUUUUCCAGCAGGGUGGAUUGACAAGCCACUACAAAUACAGCAGUCAAUGCGGUCUUCCAGCGGAGCUCUCGCCCCGCGCCUGA